Messenger RNA from Trametes versicolor FP-101664 SS1, 1330 nucleotides. Its product is annotated as Metallo-dependent phosphatase. Gene Ontology annotation, molecular function: hydrolase activity, acting on ester bonds. The transcript has 12 exons. NCBI's taxonomy places the organism in Eukaryota, Fungi, Basidiomycota, Agaricomycetes, Polyporales, Polyporaceae. Gene Ontology annotation, cellular component: cytoplasm. The coding region runs from base 38 to 1231 and encodes 397 amino acids. The record is from RefSeq and is a predicted model, not a curated record.
CCCGUCGCAGCGCUCAGACACGUAGGAGACACACAUCAUGCUCCACCCACAGACGAGCACCACCACGGUGCUUCUAGCUCUUGCCUUCGCUGCAACGGUGGGCUCAGUCCCUCACGGCAGCAUCCAGUCUCGCUUUUCCGAACUCGGUCCGCGUGCAGAUGACAUCGACCUCAACCCGUAUCCCACCAAGCCCCGUCUGACCUUCCGGAGCGACGGCACCUUCAAAAUCACCGUCUUCUCGGACCUGCACUAUGGCGAGAAUCCGUGGGACGACUGGGGCCUUCAGCAGGACAUCGACAGCACCAGCUUGAUGAACACCGUGCUGGACUCUGAGACGCCAGACUACGUGGUUUUGAAUGGUGAUCUGAUUACUGGCGAGAACACGUUCCGCGAGAACUCUACCACGCUCGUCGACGAGAUCGUCGCUCCGCUGAACAAGCUCAAGAUCCCGUUCUCUUCUACACACGGAAACCAUGACAACGAGCCGAACAUCACGCAUGCGGAGGAGAUUCGGCGUGAGCUCAAGGUUGCGCCGCUGAGCUACACCCGUUUCGCGCCAUCUUGGGCCGAUGGCGAGGGCUACGGUCCCGGGACCUACUGGGUUCCCGUGUACACCAAAAAGUCUGAUCGCAACCCCUCCCUUAUCCUGUGGUUCUUCGACUCGCGCGGCGGUUUCAGCGAAGGCGCAAACUCAACUGCACUCCCCGACUGGGUCGACGCCAAGGUCGCAGACUGGGUCAAGUUGACUGUAGCCAAGAUGAACGCCGCAUGGGGCCCCGCAGAGACGGUUGAGAGGGGUUCCCUCGCAUUUGUUCACAUUCCACCCAACGCCGUGCAGGCUCUGCAGACGAACCUCAACAGUACCCAGGACCCUGGUCUCAACGAGGACCUCCUCGGCUCCGGCUCCACCCAGGCAUCUGGCGAUCCUGCAAAUGGCGGCAAGGAUGAGCCGUUCUGGGACGCGGUGAACUCGGAGAUAAAGAACCUCCACGGUGUCAUCUCCGGCCAUGACCACGGCAACGAGUGGUGCAAGCGCGAGCCCACCAAGAACGUGAUCUUCUGCUUCGACAAGCACUCUGGGUAUGGCGGAUACAGCGGGACAGGCUGGGGCCACGGCGUGCGCAACGUUGUGUUCAGGUCGCCGAAACCGAGCGUCGGUCCGGAGACGUGGAUUCGGAUGGAAGCCGGGGACACGCAUGCGCGGAUCAUUCUGGACAGCUCGUACAAUUGAUACAGCAAAGCCUCCGUCGUCUGGCAUUUGAACGUAUGCAUGAUCUUUCUGUUCUGAAAUCAAAAAUGUUUGUCCUGCGCACUUGUCGUCAUGCGCGUU